Molecule: messenger RNA, 1580 nt
Organism: Pundamilia nyererei
Lineage: Eukaryota; Metazoa; Chordata; Actinopteri; Cichliformes; Cichlidae
Product: myelin and lymphocyte protein-like
Exons: 4
Coding region: 17-493 (158 amino acids)
Biological process (GO): myelination
Cellular component (GO): membrane
Molecular function (GO): structural constituent of myelin sheath
Source: RefSeq, a predicted model, not a curated record
CAGCAGCAGCAGCAGGAUGGCCUCCAACACUAGGACUAUGGCAAACCUUCCCAGCGGGGUCGGAAUAUGUGCCACCCUCCCCGACAUCCUGUACCUCCCAGAACUGGUUUUUGGUGGUCUGGUGUGGAUCUUGGUGGCAUGCACACUGGUAGUGCCAGAAAAUCCUCAGGGCUGGGUCAUGUUUGUCUCUGUCUUCUGCUUUGUGAUGACUUUUAUCUGGAUGGUGGUGUUCGCCUGUGGGAGACAUCAUAAUAAAGCCAGCUGGGCAGCAGCAGACUUUUUGUAUCAUGGCAUUGCUGCAUUCUUCUACCUCAGUGCUUCAGUGGCGUUGGCCAAAGUGACGCUGGAUCUGAGCGGAAAACAGAGCAACAACACAACUACAGGAGCACGCAACUACAAGUUGGACGUCUCUGCAGUGGUUUUCUCAUAUGUAGCCACUCUUCUCUACUUCGUCCACACAAUCCUGUCUGCCAUCCGAUGGAAAUCUUUCUAGAAGCUUUCUCCCUAUAAACCUCAUGAGCAGAACUGAAUUUCAUUUUGUACAUACGGAAAUGCUGAUAUGACGGGGGUUUGGUGAUGGAGACUGUCAAGUUACUGAUCUGGCGUUUCCCUCUGCUAAAUGAAAGACGAUCUGGGUCUCACUGUGCCUCACACUGCCUCAUGUCUACUGUUAACUUCCAGAAUACCAUACCACAGUAUCACUACUUACAGCCACAAGAUUAAAACCAGGGGCCACACAGUGUGUAGGAACUGGAUAUUUGUGAAUGUGCUGGGAUGCCAAGCACUGGAAUGCGAAAGGUGGAUCCUUUGCACUCCUUAUCCCAGGAAUAAUGGGGUCUGAGAUUAACACCUUAGAUUAGUUUCAGAUUUCAUUUGCCAUUUUAAAUAGUUCUCAUUUUGCAAACAUUUUUAAGUUGACAAAGUGUUCCAAUAAAACCCUGCUUUGUAGUAAAAUAAUCAAUGCCACGUAUAUGUCAGUAGUUUUAAUGUUGUGGCUGUUUUGGUAAAUGGUAAAUGGCCUGUAUUUGUAUAGCGCUUUACUUAGUCCCUAAGGACCCCAAAGCGUUCACAAUCACUACUCAAGCUCUCAUUAUAUAGAAAUGUCAGAGCGCCAAAAUAAAGAAUAACCAGGAUAAGAACAGAAUGAUUGUAUAGCCAGACAUAAAAAGAUUUAUCACUGCCCUGCAAAACUGAGCAAGCCAGCUUACUUAGAAAGACUGAGGGACUAGAGAGACAAGCUUAGCGUCACUUUUAUUUGCUGAUAUCAGAACACUUGAUAUCAUUUGGCGAGGAGUGAACUCAUCACUUGAAUGAUCAUUCUGCUACACUCCAUGAAAAUAAUAUUUGACAUAUUUAGUUUAAAUUAAUGUGAUAAUUAAUUUAUCAGUGAUUAAUUUCAGGUUCCCAUGGGUCCUUUACUCCUUUUCUUCUCAUCAUUAUUAUUUGGAUGACUUUGUCCUUUAAUGAAAACCUUUCGAUUAAUAUUAUUGUUCUGCUCUCAGCUGACUAAAGAAAGGAGCGGGUGGGGAAACAUUUAUAUUUUUGUAGGUUUAUUCACACUUUCUUUGAAAUUAAAUAAA